Messenger RNA from Symbiodinium natans, 933 nucleotides. Lineage: Eukaryota; Dinophyceae; Suessiales; Symbiodiniaceae. The record is from the annotation of a GenBank genome assembly.
AUGAGUGGCAUGAUGGACUUCGGAAAGGAGCUUUCCAGCAUCGCGAAGCUGGGAGCCGAGUCUAUCCGCAUCCAGGAGCUUUGGGAUGCCCUCAUUCAGUUGGAAAAAGAAGGCGACCCGGAUUCGAAGAGCGAAGCCUCCACGGCCACAGAUUCGGAGGACAUCUCCGACCUUGAAGGCGUGAGCUCUGACGAGGACGAGUUUCCCGACGAGCAAGUGCAGCUUGAGGACAUCGACCCACGAUCGGAUACGUUGCGGCUGCAGGUAGCAGAGCUGUCGUUGCUCCCUCCGCUCAGCAGUUCGCCACUGAUGGAAGACCUUUCUCUGAGCCUCCACGCGGGCGAGUCCCUGCUUGUCGAAGGCGCCAGCGGCUCUGGGAAAUCCUCGCUCCUGCGAGCCAUCGCAGGCCUCUGGGUCCGUGGGCACGGCACCAUCCGACGGACGCCGCUCGAGAGGUGCUUCUUCGUGCCACAGACGCCUUACAUUUGCCUGGGCUCCUUGCGAGACAACCUCCUGUACCCGCGCCGGGAGGGACAAGAGGAGCCCAGCGAUCAAGCCAUCCUGGAGGUGUUGCAAUCACUGAACAUUGGCCACCUCCCCGAGUCCUUCGGCAUGGAUGAGGAGGUGGACUUGCAGAAGAUCCUCUCAGGGGGCGAGCGGCAACGCCUCAACCUGGCGAGGCUGCUGCUCCAUCCCAACGUGGACCUGGCUAUCCUGGACGAAUCGACUUCCGCCCUAGACGAGGCGAACGAGCGGACGGCGUAUGAGCUUGUGCGGAGGCAUGUCGGCUGCUACGUCUCCGUGGGUCAUCGGCCGGGCCUGGUGGCCUGCCACACACGACGGCUGGAGCUGGUGAAGUCCAAAGGCGGCAUCUGCCACGGAGUGCUGAAGUUGGGAGGGCAGCCCUCCAUGUCCUCAAACGUGGGGCUUUAG